This is a messenger RNA of Sclerotinia sclerotiorum 1980 UF-70, 2022 nucleotides long. RefSeq lists its product as hypothetical. Gene Ontology annotation, molecular function: hydrolase activity; DNA binding; ATP binding. Lineage: Eukaryota; Fungi; Ascomycota; Leotiomycetes; Helotiales; Sclerotiniaceae. The coding region runs from base 1 to 2022 and encodes 673 amino acids. The transcript is spliced from 2 exons. The record is from RefSeq and is a predicted model, not a curated record.
AUGCCUCCUACUUCAAGAGGAAUAUUAGGCCUGUUUUCAAGGCCAUGGCGACCAAUAAGGCUACCAAACCCCGUGAGAAAUUAUGCACGAGCUGCAGCCAUUCCUAAGGUGCAAACAGCGGCUGUGGCGAGAGCUCCUCAGCCCAUUGUUUUGAGGGAAUACCAGGAAGAAUGUAUUCAAGCAGUGCUUUCUCACAUAGACCAAGGUCACAAACGUAUGGGUGUGUCUCUAGCUACCGGAAGUGGGAAGACUGCAAGUACAUUCAUGGUGAUCUUUACCCAAUUGAUUGAUCGAGUUCAACCGCAUGCUAAGAUUGCAACCCAAACACUAAUAUUAGCCCACCGACAAGAACUGGUUGAGCAAGCAGCUCGUCACUGUGAAAAUGCUUACCCAGAUAAACGAAUCGAGAUAGAGAUGGGGAAAAUGCAUGCUAGUGGAUAUGCAGACAUCACUGUGGCAAGUAUUCAAAGUAUUGGAUCUGGUGACCGGAUCGAAAAGUUCGACCCUACCCGUUUCAAGCUGAUACUUGUUGACGAAGCACAUCAUAUCGUUGCACCACAGUACUUGAAGACCUUGGCUCAUUUUGGUCUCUCCGAAAAGCGGGAGAGCUCCCCUACUCUCGUAGGCGUGUCGGCUACUUUGUCUCGUACUGAUGGAUUAAAGUUGGGCGCUGCUCUUGAUCAGAUUGUGUAUCACAAGGAUUAUAUUGACAUGAUUGAAGAUAAUUGGUUAUCUGGGGUCAUCUUCACUACCGUACAAUCGAAAGCUGAUGUUUCUUCCGUGAGGAAGGGUCCAAAUGGAGAUUUUCAGGCUGGAGAAUUAUCGCAGGUUGUUAACACCGAUGAAAUCAACGAACUCACCGUGCGAAGUUGGUUUGCAAAGGCCAAGGGAAGGAAAUCGACAAUAGUCUUCUGUGUCGAUCUUGCUCACGUGGGAGGCUUAACCAAUAAGUUCCGUGAACAUGGAAUUGAUGCACAAUUUGUGACAGGCGAUACUCCAAAGAUUGAGCGGAGUACAAGGCUCGAUGCUUUCAGGAACGGUGAGUUCCCAGUGUUGGUUAAUUGCGGAGUCUUUACUGAGGGGACUGAUAUUCCGAAUAUCGACUGUGUGUUAUUGGCAAGACCUACUAAAUCGCGCAAUUUGCUCGUUCAAAUGAUCGGCCGAGGUAUGAGAUUACACCCUGGGAAGGAGAAUUGCCACAUCAUUGAUAUGGUUGCCACUCUCUCGACUGGUAUCGUAACGACGCCAACCCUCUUUGGCCUUGAUCCUUCCGAAGUCGUUGACGAAGUGAAACCGGAAGACAUGAAGUCUCUCAAAGAACGAAAGGAAGAGGAAGAGGAGAGAAAAAGAAAGGCCGAAGAAGCAGUAGCCAAAGAUUCGCCGACAUCCGCAAGCUUUAACAUCAGAACUGUGAGCUUCACCGAUUAUGAUUCUGUCUAUGACCUCAUCGAGGAUACCUCUGAGGAACGACAUAUCAGAACAAUCUCCCCCUUUGCAUGGGUAUGUGUUGGUCCGGACAAAUAUGUUUUGUGUAGUGCAAAUGGUACUCACAUAAAGAUUGAGAAAGUGCUUCAAGGGCAGAAACAGAAGUUCGUCCUUACCGAGACCCUCGCCUUGGCAAGUCUAAGGGCUUCCAAGUCUAAAUCACCAUUCGCAAAACCGCGCGAACUUGUCAUUACAGAAAACAUGUUAGAUGCUGUUCAUGCGGCUGAUACUUAUGCGAACAAAAGAUUUCCUCUCCAAUUUAUCAAUCGAAGGGCUCCCUGGAGAAAUGGACCUGCUACAGAAGGGCAGUUGAUGUUUCUUAAUAAGAUCCGCCCACAGGAUGAUCAACUAACCCCUGCAGACCUUACGAAAGGCAAGGCAGGGGACAUGAUCACAAAACUCAAGCACGGCGCCAAGGGAAGAUUCUCGAGUUUGGAGGCAGAGAGGAGACGAGCCGAUAAAUCGCAGUCGAAGCUAAAGCAGGACGCUAUUUUAGCAGAGAGACAAAAGGUCAGUGUUGGGCCACUAAUGAGCUGA